AUGAAGGGCCCUCCCAUCGACCAGCUCGUCCACGAGCACAUGUUCCCCAAACUCCGACCAAACGACCCUCCCAACUUCCAUACUUUCCUGACCCGCCACCUGAUAGGCGAGGUGCGCUCCGAGACCCAGGCCUUCUACGGCCACCUCGACACCCAAGAGGCCAAGUACCCCGGCCUGGACUACAACAAGCACACCCACCGCGUCCGGCUGUCCCGAUACCCCUGGCACCGACGCCUGUUCCGCGCCUUCGACGCCCUGGGCCUGACACCCUCGGAGAUAUCCAACCUGACGCGCUGGGAGGGCACGCGCUGGGCCAAGGAGAAGUACGAGCUCGAGCACGGCGUCCGCAUCCGCGACACCACGGCGGACGGGAUACCGGAGUGGGACGACGAUAUCGGUUGCGCGUUCGGUCCGGAUGAGCACGGCCUACUCCUGCGUCGCCGCGACGGCAUCACUUCCGAACGACGGCAACGGCAGGGACAAGCAGGAGAAGACGACGACGAGGACGGAGACGAAGACGGAGACGGAGAGGAGGAGGAGGAACGACGAGGAGAGGAGGAGGACGGUCUAGAGGACGAGGCUCGCCAGCAGCAGCGGCGACUGUCCACCUUGCUGGCAGCACGGCGGCAGCCACGCCAGCAAGCAGAAGACGACGAAGGGGAGGGAGAGGAAGACCGGGAAGGAGAAGAAGGGGAAGGGGAAGGAGAGGAGGAGGAGGAAGAGGAGGAGGAGGAGGAGGAGGCGAGCGGCGGAGAUUCUGAACUCCAGAGUGUGGGUGUAGAGCUCAAUGCGCGUCUGCGCGCCGGCGUGGCGCGUCGCGAAGCUGGCGACAGCACGGCCGUCCUGGACGAGGAAUGGGAACAGUGGCUCAAGCACGUCGUCGAGACCGGCCUCCUCCGCGAGAACAUGUCGGAGCAGUCGUUCCGCCGCUUCUUCGAGACCACAAUCGUCCCCGCCGGCGUCGUCCCCGCCGAGGUCAUGCGCGCCGCCCGCGCCGGCCUGUGGUCCCGGGUCCCCAACUUCAUGCACAGCCUCCUCCGACGAGUCCUGGUGUCGGAGCACCAGGACCGGCAGCGGCAGCGGCAGCACGCACACGCACAGGCUCAGGCUCAGGCUCAGGCCCAGGCUCAGGCCCAGGCUCAGACCCAGGCCCAGGCUCAGACCCGGGCCCAGGCCCUGGCGCAGCUCCGUCAUCUCCCAUCCGACAUGCUCCCUCCCCCUCCCCGUAUGACACCGUCCACCCCCAUACCAGACUACCUCCUCCACAGCAGCGGCAGCAACGGUCGUCUGCAGCCCAGGCCCACCGCCGGUGCCGUUGCCGCCGCCGCCGUCGCGGCCAUCCGUCGCAACAACGCCGCCACGGCCGCCGCCGCCGCCGCCGCCUCCACCCGGACCACCACCCGGACCACCACCCGGACCACCACCACCCACAUGACGGCCGACGCAUCGGGCUUGUAG
This is a messenger RNA of Geosmithia morbida, 1458 nucleotides long. RefSeq lists its product as hypothetical. The coding region runs from base 1 to 1458 and encodes 485 amino acids. The record is from RefSeq and is a predicted model, not a curated record. NCBI's taxonomy places the organism in Eukaryota, Fungi, Ascomycota, Sordariomycetes, Hypocreales, Bionectriaceae. The transcript has a single exon.